AUGACUUACUCUGGAAUGGGACCUGAUUUUCGGGUCUUGGUCGACAAAGCGAGAAAACUCGCUCAUACAAACUACAAGAGAAUCUACAACGAAUACCCGCCGGUGAAAAUCUUGGUACAGGAAAUUGCCAAGGUUAUGCAAGAAUCUACUCAAUCGGGAGGUAUUAGACCAUUCGGGGUGUCAUUGCUAGUGGGAGGCUACGAUCAACAUAGUGAAUCUUUUCAGCUUUACCAGGUAGACCCAUCAGGAAGUUACUUUCCAUGGAAGGCUACUGCUAUUGGAAAGUCGUCGGUUUCGGCAAAAACCUUUUUGGAAAAGAGAUGGAACGAAAACUUAGAACUUGACGACGCCAUUCAUGUUGCCCUUCUUGCAUUGAAAGAGUCGGUAGAUGGAGAAUUGACCGGCGAGAAUCUCGAUAUCUCGGUGGUGAGCGAGCCUCAACAGCAGUCAUUGGGAUUUCUGGGAACAGACGUCGCCGGCCCCCGAUUCAAAAAGCUCUCUGCUGAAGAGAUCAACGAUAGACUCGAUGCUUUGUAA
This is a messenger RNA of Meyerozyma guilliermondii ATCC 6260, 537 nucleotides long. It is a transcript of the gene PRE8, whose product is annotated as proteasome core particle subunit alpha 2. Gene Ontology annotation, cellular component: proteasome core complex; proteasome core complex, alpha-subunit complex. Bases 1 to 537 code for a protein of 178 amino acids. The record is from RefSeq and is a predicted model, not a curated record. NCBI's taxonomy places the organism in Eukaryota, Fungi, Ascomycota, Pichiomycetes, Serinales, Debaryomycetaceae. The transcript has a single exon.